Molecule: messenger RNA, 394 nt
Organism: Stegostoma tigrinum
Lineage: Eukaryota; Metazoa; Chordata; Chondrichthyes; Orectolobiformes; Stegostomatidae
Product: complement C3 alpha chain-like
Exons: 2
Coding region: 159-386 (75 amino acids)
Source: RefSeq, a predicted model, not a curated record
CCUCAGUGGUCUACAGUACAGGAGAAAUAAAUUCUGAAGCUCACGGAUUCUGUGACAGUCAAAGACAAGCACUGAAUUGUUCUAACCUCAUUUCCAACACCUGGCCCAUAGCCUUGCAUGGCUUGGAUAACACUUGCACAUUUAAAAAAAAUGUAAGGAUGAUGAUUGUGAUGUUGGUAACUGGAAAGCCUCCAUUGUUGGAGGACGAGAAGCCGUAUCUAAUUGAAGCAGCACGGGCUUUUGCGAUGACUGUGGAAACCACUGCUUAUGCCUUGCUUCAAGCAUUGUCAAGGAAUGAUUUUGACUAUGCAACACCGAUUGUGAGGUGGCUAACGAUGCAACAGAACUAUGGUGGUGGAUUUCACUCGACGCAGGUAAAUGCUUGAGAUCACAA